AUAUAUCAGAGCAAUGGAAGUUUUGGGGAAGGGUUCCUGGACGUCGAAUUUAGCGGUGAACUAUACUUAACUAUCCUAUCCCUAAUCCCUAUGCGCUCUUCAAGACCAGUAUCACCCUUCAUCAUCUUCCCGCAGGCCCCUGACCAGACGUGUUCUCUCAUCUUGGAGUUUCGCGUCAGGGCUAUAGCACCAAAUUAGCAAGUGAAAUGAACAAGGUCCAGUUGAACCUUUAAUGCACAUAUCACCAUCAUCAUCCUUCACUAGUAGCAGGAUAACAAACACAAUCACCUUACCCCUUGAAGGAGUAAAACUUCCCCCUUGGGUAGUAUACUUUAAAAGUCAGUAUCAGAUCUUAAGGAUGGCCCCGCGGAAAAAUAUUGUUAGCGCCCAAAACCGCCCAAGUAACUUCGAGCUCAAACUCGCAUAUAAGCAAGGCGGACCGUUAACUCCGGACAGAUUAGCAAAGUCAUACAUAAUAGUUAUCAUAUCUUAUCCAGAGUUUAAAUUGGUCAUCUUCAGUGCUGUAUACCGUCCGGCCUCUGGCGUCAGCCAAGCUUGCGAACAGAGACAUCUGAAAAGAAAUGAGAAGCUCGGCCGCGGAACAGGUGUUGACAAUGCGAUCAGAGACGAUCACAAGGAGGGAUUGACACUUGGUGGAUCUGUCGUAUAUGGCUGGCACAUUGGGAGGUAG
This is a messenger RNA of Blastomyces dermatitidis ER-3, 691 nucleotides long. RefSeq lists its product as uncharacterized. Lineage: Eukaryota; Fungi; Ascomycota; Eurotiomycetes; Onygenales; Ajellomycetaceae. The record is from RefSeq and is a predicted model, not a curated record. The transcript is spliced from 2 exons. The coding region runs from base 233 to 691 and encodes 152 amino acids.